GACAUUGACAGUGACAUUUUGGCGCCAAACAAACUAUAUAAGAGUCGUAGCUUUUCGUGAAAAAUAUUACGAAUUUGUUCAAAUUAUUGAAGUAAACUUAAUAAAAGGCAAUAUCCUACCCUCUAUUUUUAAAUACAUAACUGUAUUUGCUCUCUGUCAUUAUAAAAGACAACUCAUAACCUCACUACGGCAUCAGUUUUAUUUUUCCUUCUCGAAAGAGGCCCGUAUACCUUCGUGGAACAUGAAGUCUGUGGCUGCUGCAGCGCGCUCGCUCAGGAAGCGUCCGUUCAGGGUGUCCAUUGAAGGUAACAUCGGCUCGGGAAAGUCUACAUGCAUCAAGUUCUUUGACAAAUUCGACAAUGUUGAAACUCAUGCGGAACCACUGCACGAAUGGCGCGAUGUCAGCGGCCACAACCUGUUGGGCCUAAUGUACUCCGACAUGCACAAGUGGACGUUUGCGUUCCAGCACUACGUACAUCUGAGCCGACUCAAGAUACAGAUCAGUCCGCCGGCUCACCCGGGCAUCACUGUUAAAAUGUUUGAGAGGUCAGUUCAGAACAGCAGGUACUGUUUUGUCCACAAUGCCAAGAAGCAGAACUUCCUAGAAGAUGCAGAGUACCAGGUCUUGUCCACUUGGUUUGACUACUCCGAGAAGAAUCUUGAUAUAGACUUGGAUCUAAUAGUAUACUUGAAAACCACUCCCCAAGUGGUGUGGGACAGAAUGGCCAAGAGAGGGAGAGCUGAAGAAUCUGAAGUUCCUCUAGAAUACUUGCAACAAGUACAUGACUCCUAUGAAAACUGGUUAUCAGCUCCAAAUGUUGGGUGUGAAGUGCUGACUAUAGAUGCUGACAGAAACUUGGACUGUGUCAAAGAUGACUUGCAAAGAUACACUUAUAAAAUUUUAGGAGGGAAUCACACUAAUUGAAUAUUAUACACUGAUUAUUGUUAAUUGCUAAAAGAUGCUAGAAAACUUCUCUUAACUUAUAUACCUACCAGAAAACAUAGGAAUUUCUCCACUAUUUUUUCCAUAGGCUGAGGUGUCUAAGGGAAAUUGUAGGGUAUUUAGUUAUUUACUAGGUAGCUAUUAAAUUUUACUAUUGAAUUUACAUCAUGACAGUUAAUUAUGUUUCCAGAAUACCUUCAUUGUAAUUUAUCUACUGCAGGCCAAUCUGCGGGUCAAAAUUGCAUCGCAAAAACAUCCCUCCUAUUUGAGAAGGUGCACUGCAGGUGUUCAGUAGAGCUAAAAUUUUCAAUGCCAAGUUUUGUAUGGAGGACCUUAUAAUUAAUUCGAUUCUAGAGGAAACUCAUCUACCAUAAUUAUGUAAUUGGUAAUAAGUCAAAUCAGCUGUGCCUUUUGUAAGCUAAUCUUUAUUCCUAAAAGUAGAUUUAAAAUGUAUUUUUAGCUGUAAACGAAUGAAUAUACCUCAUAUUAGACAAAGUUAAAUCGCUAAUGGGCUAUGCUAUAUGACUGAAAUAAUAAUUUAUAUUUUUAGUAUUAUAAUUGAUUACAUUACAUUACGCGGUAAUGCUGCGAGUAUAAUGGGUACCUUUGGGCCAGGUACGAUUCGGGGUGGCCUUUUUGAGUGAUUUUUGACGAGGCAUAUUGAUAACAUUUGUUAUAUAGGUUAAUGACGAAGCUAUUUGUGGAUCGUAGAUUUUGAACUGAAUUUUUAUUUAUAAGUGUUUUUGUCAAAACCAUAAAUACACAAUGAUUGCCAAAUUACAUGUAAGAAAAUCGUAUUUAUUAAAUUAUCUUCUUAGUAUUAUUUUUAUAGACAAAUAAUUAAAAGUUUCUAACUGAGA
Molecule: messenger RNA, 1803 nt
Organism: Plutella xylostella (diamondback moth)
Lineage: Eukaryota; Metazoa; Arthropoda; Insecta; Lepidoptera; Plutellidae
Product: deoxynucleoside kinase
Biological process (GO): nucleobase-containing compound metabolic process
Cellular component (GO): mitochondrion; cytoplasm
Molecular function (GO): deoxynucleoside kinase activity; ATP binding
Source: RefSeq, a predicted model, not a curated record